AAUAUCUCUAAUUCUCCCAACGGGAAUACGAUGAGAUUCAGUGGAAAUUAGGUCAUUCAAAGAGAAGAAAGUCAAUAAUGGCCGAGUGGUCGCAGCUUCUUGGAGAACUGUUGUAUAAUAUUGCGAAAAAACUGAACUCUGAUAUUGACGUUCUUCGAAUGAGGUCUGUCUGCUCAUCAUGGAGAUCAUCAGUUUCAUAUCCUCUGUUCUACUGCUUCCCUAAUUGUAUUCCCAUUCACCCGAAAGUUACUGGUACCAGUAUGUCUAACCUUGGUCUCUUUUAUCUCUCUAGAAGAUUAAUAUUACGUCUUGGACCACCAGAGAGUCAGCAGACAGGAACAUCUUGGCUUAUCAAACUUGAGCAAGAUGGUCCCGACAUGCCACAUCUUUUGAAUCCUCUAACUGGAAACCUAGUUCACCCAUCAUAUCCUACCUCACCAAAGAUUAUUGAUUCAAUCAACUUUCAAAUCUUUGAGUUGGCUCAAGAGUUUGUCCUUCGUUUUACUGAUAACCCACCAUAUACCAAUCCCUCUGCAUAUACUGGCGAUUUGUACAUGGAGAAAGUUGUCUUCUCUUCAAAUCCUCCUUGGAGUGUUGGCACCGAUUAUGCGAUCAUGACCAUACAUGUGUCAGGAAAAUUAGCUGUCUUCAGAUCUAUAGACAAUUUGUGGGCUAUAAUUGAUGAAUUUAUAUCUCUUUUUGAUGAUGUUAUAUGUUACAAAGGUGGAUUCUAUGCAGUGGAUAGCCGCGGCAGAGCUGUAGUUGUUAACCCAUCUCUAACCAUUUCAGAGAUUGCAAAUCCUAUAUAUGGUGGUGAUUUGAAGUGUUUGGUGGAAUCAGAUGGAGAACUGUUAAUGGUUGACAGAUAUCUAAGCACCGGUCUUGAUGAAGAACCUGGUAAUGAUCACAAUGAUGACCCUCUUGUUGCGCUGAGUGAUCUUUGUAUUACCGAGUCCACAGUCUGUUUUAAAGUCUACAAGUUAAAUCAAGACUUGCAGACCUGGGUCGAAUUAAAAAGCUUGGAUGAUCGUGUUUUAUUCCUAGGUGACAACUGCUCAUUUUCUGCCUCAGCUCAUGAUUUUUCAGGAUGUAAAGGAAGUUGCAUAUAUUAUACAGAUAAAUUUGCCCGCUCAAGCAAUGAAGAAGACGGUACAUUUGCCACUGACAUUGGCCUAUUUAACCUAGAGAGUGGCAAUAUUGGUCCUCUAGUUUCUAAUUCAGGGUGUUCACAGUUAUUCUGGCCUCCACCAGCUUGGGUUUCAAAUUUAACAAUCUAAGAGAUCUUCUUUCUUUCUUUCUUUUUGUUAUGAAACAUCUGAAGUUCUUUUUUUCUUCCAAUAAAUCAAUAUGUUUUUAUUCAUUUGGUUUGUUUGAAUUCUCAAAGAUUGUAAUACACUAGAUUCUGCAGAUAUAUGACU
Messenger RNA from Papaver somniferum (opium poppy), 1418 nucleotides. Its product is annotated as F-box protein SKIP23-like. The transcript is spliced from 2 exons. Bases 78 to 1277 code for a protein of 399 amino acids. Lineage: Eukaryota; Viridiplantae; Streptophyta; Magnoliopsida; Ranunculales; Papaveraceae. The record is from RefSeq and is a predicted model, not a curated record.